UCAACAAUACAUACUUUUUUCUCUUUUCAUCCAAAAGUGUAUUCAAUAAAAUUUAAUUUACUUGUCAUCAGAAUAUAUAAUGGAAUCGGUUCAAAUACAUUCUGUGGACGGAAGAGAAAUAUCUAUUUCACGAUCGACGUUAAUUAGAUACAGCCGAAGAAUUAAAUUUAUGUUGGACCAUGUCCAAACCACCUCACUAUCACUGUUUACAUACCUUGUAAAUUUGAAAUUAUGAAAAUAAUCGAUGAAUUUAUGCAAAACAAAUAUCCAAAAUUCCACUCGUUGAAACCUGCAAUGGAGGUUCAUCGAAUUAGCGAACGAUUGAAAAUAAUUAGUUUAAAAAAUUUCUGCCGAUAUCAUAUGACUCAUCUUCGUCAAAUUCAAUAUGUUUGUGAAAUUUACGAAAUUUGCUUGCCAAAACAGUGAUUAUGACUUACAGUUUUAUUGUUGGGAAAAAUUUAGCGAUGAUUGGAACACAGUAUUUUAUCAAAAUAGAAACGCUUUGAACUGUGAUGAAAUUGUGAUUAACAGACUCGUUUCUCGUCCUAUAUAUCGAACUUUAGACGAAAUAACUAUCUAUAAAAUUGUUUAUGAUUGGGCAAAGCGAAAAGUUAACUCGAAUACAUUUCUGCGGCAAAUCAUGGAUCCAUUCUUAAACAACAUCAGAUUUUUUACGAUGGUUGAUGAAUUUUUAAAAUCUUAUGUUUACCCGGAACAAUUCUUAACAGAAGAAGAAGUAAAUGCCAUACAACACUACAAAGCAACGUCUGACAAAUCAAUGAUUCCAGAUAGUAUUUGUGAAAAAGAUGUCUCGAGGACCAACGAAAAGCAUGCUUCUUGGUUCACAUAUUGUAAUCGAAGUUCUUCCGUUCUCGGUAAAGAAAUAAAUAUGAAAAAGAAAUUCCAGUUCAUUUCGGAGAUAUGGGUGGUAGAAAAUUGCUUCCUUUUUGCAAUUAAACUCCCAAUUUCUCAUAGCAGGAAAGUAGGAAUAAAAAUAGUAGUAAAGUAUUUUAUCGACUAUAAUAAUUUGAAAAUCGAAAAACGACAUACACUCAUUUGUAAGAAAAACGAAUAUGUUAAAUUGAAACGAGCCGUUUAUGCUUCGAAAUUUUCUACAGUUCGUCUGAUAGUUAAAAUUAAUGAAGAUGACAUCACAAGAAGUAACAUACGAAUUAGAAAUUUGACAAAUCGUUAUAUACUGGAUAAAGGAAUGUCUGUUAUUACCGGAGAAACUGGCCCAUUGAGUAAAGAUAUAGAAUAUCUAUAUUGUGAUGUAAAACUUUAUUUUUGAAGAAGUCUAAAAACAGUUUCAUAGAAGUUUUUUAUAUAAAUUUGUUUUUAUUUCUUUUGUUUUCUGCUGUUUAUUAUGAGCAAAAUUUGUACAUUCA
This is a messenger RNA of Centruroides sculpturatus (bark scorpion), 1388 nucleotides long. RefSeq lists its product as uncharacterized. The record is from RefSeq and is a predicted model, not a curated record. Bases 386 to 1291 code for a protein of 301 amino acids. The transcript is spliced from 2 exons. NCBI's taxonomy places the organism in Eukaryota, Metazoa, Arthropoda, Arachnida, Scorpiones, Buthidae.